GGUGGGCUGUCGGCUGGCUCGCAGUACAGGGUUGUCAUGGUAACCAGAUACGAGGGGGAUCAGACAAGCGACAGUGAGAGCGUCAUCUUCACCACAGAAGACAACGGGAUCUCAGGGGGAGCCAUAGCUGGUAUAGAUCAUAGGCCUGCUCAUCCUGGCGGCGCUGGUCAUCUUCAUCGUGCUCUUCGUGCUGUGGCGCAAGGGCAAGAUCAUGCAGCAGGGCCGCCCCAACGACCACAUGCAGACGGUAUCCAGGGCCUUCAGCAACAUUCGAAAGAAGACCUUCAGGGCCGGACAUGCAGGAGGAUUCUCAAACAGUGCAUACAGGGCGGAUGAAGACGAGAUUUAUCUGUACGGCUCCAUGACCUUUGGCACGCGUCAGAACUGGCAGUUACAGAGCGACUCUCUCACCUUACUAGACCACCUGAUGGAGGGCAAGUUCGCCAACAUCUUCAAAGCCAGUCUCCGUGCCGCCAACUCUAACAAAACAACUGUUGUGGCUAAGUUACUUAAGAAUGGCUUCUCUAAGGACGAUGCCCUGAAGAUGGUGGCCAAGAUAAACUUCUUUGCGACACAGGUGGACAGCCACGACAAUGUCAUUCACUUCUUAGGCGCCGUCCUCGAGAACUCUGCAUGGGGUCCAGUCAUGGUUUUAGAAUACUGCGAGGGGGAACCACUGGAUAAGUGGCUGACCUCCUACAAGGGUAAACGAGUUGACGAACAGGUCAUGGACAAACUGUACCAGUUCAGCAUCGGGAUAGCCAAGGGCAUGGAGUAUCUAGCGUCCAAAAAGAUUGUCCACCGGCGACUGGCGGCGAGGAACAUUCUGUUGACCUUUAUUCACGAUGUCAGGGUGGCCGGCUUCGGACCGCAGCACAAAGAUGGUGACCAGGAUGCCGAAGCCCAGCAAACACGAGUUCCUGCCAAGUGGGCCGCACCAGAAGUCUUGGCCAACAAUAUUCCGACAGAGAAAAGCGAUGUCUGGUCCUUCGGUGUAGUUCUUUGGGAGAUCUUCAGCAUGGGUGAUACGCCAUAUCGGGAGAUAAGGUCUCAGGAAAUUGGAUCGCGGUUAGAGGGAGGCUACCGUAUGAACAAGCCUGAGUACUCUGACGAUGAGCACUACAAGCUCAUGAAGCAGUGCUGGGAAUACAAACCCAACCGGCGACCAGCUUUCAAGGAAAUUCGUGGGCGACUUUGCCAGAAUUUCUCGCCCAUCCGCAACAGCAGCGACUUCUACUACGACACCAACGAGCUGAAUGGACGUCCACAACCGUAGACAUCAACUACUUCGCCAUCUUCUUCUCUCCAGUCAGCAGGUCCUUGAGUAGAGUCUGUACUGCAGUAACACGCUGCACCCGACCAUUCACAUUCGUGGGGUUCAUCGGACCAAAUUCGUCUGAAGGGAAAAGAUUAUAGACAGGUGCUCGUUGUCUAAACUCCGAUUAGUGGGAUAAAGAACUGUUUGAGCACAGAUCGAGGUUAUGAGAGAACUGUUAAGUUAGACGAAUGUUCAUUACCAGAGAUUGAAAAAAAAA
Molecule: messenger RNA, 1535 nt
Organism: Pomacea canaliculata
Lineage: Eukaryota; Metazoa; Mollusca; Gastropoda; Architaenioglossa; Ampullariidae
Product: fibroblast growth factor receptor-like
Exons: 11
Coding region: 212-1276 (354 amino acids)
Biological process (GO): protein phosphorylation; positive regulation of kinase activity; multicellular organism development
Cellular component (GO): signaling receptor complex
Molecular function (GO): transmembrane receptor protein tyrosine kinase activity; ATP binding
Source: RefSeq, a predicted model, not a curated record